Pseudoliparis swirei is the source of this 702-nucleotide messenger RNA. It is a transcript of the gene mrpl36, whose product is annotated as mitochondrial ribosomal protein L36. Bases 250 to 609 code for a protein of 119 amino acids. Gene Ontology annotation, cellular component: ribosome; mitochondrial large ribosomal subunit. The record is from RefSeq and is a predicted model, not a curated record. Gene Ontology annotation, biological process: ribosome biogenesis; translation. The transcript has 2 exons. Lineage: Eukaryota; Metazoa; Chordata; Actinopteri; Perciformes; Liparidae. Gene Ontology annotation, molecular function: structural constituent of ribosome.
UAAAUGUGGCUACUUUGGAGUUUGGACGGAGAAAGGAAGACGAUAUUUUUGCCGAAAUCAGGGCGGGGAACUGACUGAAAAGCCAAACAGAGGGCACAGAAAACCCACCAUACUCUCAAACCGGAAGCAGUUGUAUCCUCACAAGCAAGAACAGAAACACGGUCGAAGAAGGGGCGAUUAAUCCGGAACAUUCAGGGUCACAUCCCCCGUUUUUAAUCACCUUGGGGUUCCUAAAAGCCUUCGGCACCGAUGGCGUCCCUCCUCUUGAAGCACCUGGCUGCCUCCCUGACCCGCCAAGUGGCCCAGAUGAGCAGGUUAAGUGCAGCUGGUGCCUUCAGGUGCCUCUCCAGCCUCACCUCGGCUCACCGCUCGCCUCUCUCGGCAUCCACCGGCGUCGGCUCCUUCCAGCCCCUCUCGCCCGGCUCCUCCUCCUCCUCUCGCUCUCUCUUGGGACAGUGUCGCCAUCUUCCCUGCAUCCAGCCCUCCGCGGGGAUGAAGACCAAGUCGGCCCUGAAGCGCCGCUGCAAAGACUGUUUCAUUGUUCGCCGGCGGGGGCGUUUGUUUGUGUUCUGCAAGACGCAUCCGAGACACAAGCAGAGGCAGGGCUGAGAGCCACGGGCGAGCAGUGAGAAGACGGCUCUGGAGAAGAAUUGUGAUUUUAUUUUAUUUUUGGGGGAAAAUAAAGUGUUUGGCUGAAGAAUU